Messenger RNA from Salvia hispanica, 942 nucleotides. The record is from RefSeq and is a predicted model, not a curated record. Lineage: Eukaryota; Viridiplantae; Streptophyta; Magnoliopsida; Lamiales; Lamiaceae.
AUGGCGAGUAGUCGUGCGGGUGGUAGUGGCGGAGGCGCUAGUGAUAGUGAUGGCUUUAGCGAUGAUGAAUUGGAUCUCGCUGUGCAAGCGGCGAUUGAUCGACGGAUCCGGCAGAGGCAGCAGGCGGCGGCGGCCGUGCCUCGGCCAAUCCAUCGCCGACGGCAUGUACCCCGGGACCACAUUGCUGCACAUCAGCGGUUGUAUGAGGACUACUUUGCUCCAGAGCCGCGUUUUGGGGAUGCCUUAUUCCGCCGACGUUUUCGAAUGCAUCGUCCUCUGUUUAUGCAUAUCGUUGGUGCAUUAGAGAGGAGGUACGAGUUUUUCAGGAUCAGGGAGGAUGCGGCUGGCAAACCCGGACACACGCCAAUACAGAAGUGUACGGCCGCAAUCAGGCAACUGGCGUACGGAGGGCCGACCGACAUGUUCGACGAGUACCUCCACAUUGGGGAAUCUUCCGCCAUCCAGUGUCUGUUGGAGUUUUGCGCGGGCGUUAGAGCGAUAUUCGGGGAUCGCUGGCCCGUCUUUGUGAAGUCGAUCAAGCAUCCGGUCGGGCCAAAGAAGAGCUACUUUGCGACCCGGCAAGAGGCAACGCGCAAGGAUGUUGAGCGCGCAUUUGGUACGCUCCAGAAUCGAUGGGCGAUGGUGAGGGGUCCGGCACGGCAGUGGUAUAUCCCCAACAUCGGCGACAUCAUGUACGCGUGUAUCAUUCUGCACAACAUGAUUGUCGAAAGUGAAGGGGACGAAUUGACUCAGUGGAACAGCGAAGAUGACACGGGUGCCGGACCCAGCCACGGCGUGGCCACCGCGAAUGUGAACAUGGGUGUACCUCGUGGAGAGGUUGAGCGGUUGCGCGCAUUUACCGACAUGCGGCAAAGAAAUGCCCAUAUUCGACUUCAGGAGGAUAUCAUCGAAGAGGUUUGGACGCGGAGGGGUGGACACUGA